Messenger RNA from Saccoglossus kowalevskii, 1036 nucleotides. RefSeq names its product cilia- and flagella-associated protein 119-like. Lineage: Eukaryota; Metazoa; Hemichordata; Enteropneusta; Harrimaniidae. The record is from RefSeq and is a predicted model, not a curated record.
GCGCCAUCUUGGAAGCCACUGUGAUAAAGUCUCGACUGUAUUUCAUCGAAUUGUAUACCGAAUUUAAUCUUUAAAAUGCCAGGCGAAGCCCACAAAAUACCCCAGCCCCGACAACACAGAGCAAAGGUGUGCAUUUGGGAUGAUUUAACAGUACAUCAGAUGGACGUAAUAUCAAAGACAGAUUCCAAUGAGGAUAUUAAAGGCAUUCUCUGUGAGAUAUUUGGGCUAGACGAUUACUCCCAGAAUCCUCGGUCAGCCAUCUUGGUUGAUCUGUAUUUCUUUACUAUCCAGUACGCCAGGGAGAACGGUUUUAGUAAGGAACAAACUGCUGCUUUUUUCUCGAUUGUCAGAAAGACUCAUGAAAUGAUGAUUGAAUCUCCUUUUGGUAAUGUAGAAUUGUGUUAUGGUUAUUUUAAGGAGCUAGUUUUAUGUCAUGCAGUCAAGAGACCACCUUGGAGUGUUGACCUCUUCAUGCCUGACCAAGUAAAGCUAAUCACAGAGUACGUCGUCAAUACAUACUUCAAACAUCACAAACUGUACAAGUACGUCUUCACUCCUCUAGUUCGGCUUGACCUCGCUAUAACCUAUGAGGGAGUACCAGAGACUCCCCCACCUUCAGAAGCUGAAGAUGAGACAAAAGAAGAAACAGAGGCAGAAGAUGUGAUAGAUGGAGAUACAACCAAAGAUGAAGAUGAAUUAAAGACACCAGAACCAGAAUUAGAGAAAGAAGAGUCUCCGAAAAUGAAAGAACUAAGGAAAAUUAUUCAACAACAUUUAUCCGAGGAAGUAGAAAAACUUCGGAUAUCUGUGGACAACCAAAUACAAAAAAGUGAAGAAACGAUACAGACAAAAUUAACAUCGGUUGAUGGGUCAGGUCAGGCAAAAAGAGCAUCAAGCAGAACAAAGAAAGGAAAAUAAAAAAAAAGUCUAUGACUGUUCUUGGUUUUUACCAAUGUAUUUUUUUUUUCUCAACAAAAAUGUAUGUAAAUUGAUGUAGAUACAGAUGUCAUUGUAAAUAAAUAGAGAGAAUUCUGUA